Molecule: messenger RNA, 1218 nt
Organism: Protopolystoma xenopodis
Lineage: Eukaryota; Metazoa; Platyhelminthes; Monogenea; Polystomatidea; Polystomatidae
Source: the annotation of a GenBank genome assembly
AUGCCCAAACGCAGCCUAUCCAAUUCGGUUCCCAGUUUCUCAGCCACCUCAUCUGAAUUGCCCGUUCAUCUAUAUUCUAGCAUUACCAGUUCUCUUGAGCCUACUAGCAAUCUUCUGCUUAAAACUCAGGACAAUAACAGCCUCAUUGGAGUCCGUGAUGGCAACAAUGGUUCUACGGCUGACAGUAGCUGCUGUCGCAGUCAGAUGACUUCAACUAAUCCCUGUGGAGGAUAUUUUAUUACUAAUGAUAUCGAAGGUUGCAAAAAUGGUGAGGUAAUUCGGACCUCUGGGACGUCUGUGGGGGAUGGAAAUGUUGACUGCAGUAUUUUUUCCCGGGAUGCGAAUCAUGCUUAUAGAGGCGUCAGCAAGAGCCGCUCAAAGCAGCCGAAGGAGACCGUCAAGGAGCACUGGAAUUUGGCUGAGACCAACCCGAAUGAGUUUGUUCGUCUCUUGUCGGCUAGGCUUGAGAAAUUGAAGGAGUCUCGGCAUAAGAUGGAGAGUCUUUUAUCUCGUGUUUCGCAGGAGGCUAAAUUACCACCUUCAGACACGCGUUCAGGCAACACUCUAUCUACCGACCCCAGUUGGAGCAUGGAGCCUGGUCGAAUGCCUCUACGCUAUCGAGCAGGUCACUAUGAUCGCUCGUGUGAGCCAAAACUGCUGCAACCACCUAGGGCCAUGACUGUGGAGGAUCAUUGCGCCAAACACAUUGGUAAAUAUGAGCGCCGAGGGCGCAGGCGGGGUGCUGGUGAAAAUGAAUUAUAUCGUACUCGGCAAGCCCCAUCCUCCGCCUACGCGUCCCUGUCUCCAGCUUCUUCAUCCCGGUUCGCGACUUCUCGUUCCUCUUGCUGUGACUCCCUCACAACCUCUACUUUCCCAUCUUCUACGCCCCCUUUUGGCACAAAUGUGCUGGAUAUCCCUGCCAUACCAUCAAACCCCGUCUCUACCGGCUCUAUUCCCAUCUCCCCUUUUCCAAAGUCCCACCUAAACUGGUGCCCUUCUCGUUGUUGUCGUAGUCAUCCUCGCACUCUCCGGCCGCGUAAUCACCAUCGGCACCGUCACAAUCGUCCUUCUGCACGCUCCAGUGGCCCUCCUUCUCAUGGACACAGCAUGUCUGCUUCAGCCGUCACACCCGGAACAGUAGCCAUCGAGGAUGGAUGCUCCUGUAAAUGUGACUUAAGUGGGGAGAGCUGUUUGCUACAACGAGAGGAUCGUUGCUGA